This is a messenger RNA of Bufo bufo (common toad), 3505 nucleotides long. It is a transcript of the gene PIK3AP1, whose product is annotated as phosphoinositide-3-kinase adaptor protein 1. The coding region runs from base 288 to 2654 and encodes 788 amino acids. The record is from RefSeq and is a predicted model, not a curated record. The transcript has 17 exons. Gene Ontology annotation, cellular component: cytosol. NCBI's taxonomy places the organism in Eukaryota, Metazoa, Chordata, Amphibia, Anura, Bufonidae. Gene Ontology annotation, molecular function: phosphatidylinositol 3-kinase regulatory subunit binding; signaling receptor binding.
AAGUGUACGAUGUACAGUAUUACAGUAACUAUCGGCUCCCACCGAGCAACAGCUGUCUGCUCUCGGUCAUUUUAAUACCUGCUUCUUCUGACUCUGCUACAGUGAGGCUCUUGGUUCUGCACAUCUCUGUGCUUGGUACUGGGCUGGGAUGAUACGAGGAGGCAAAAGUAAGAGUUUCACAGAAGAUGCAGAAUGACAGCAUUCCAACAUGAGGCUAUGACAAGGAUAAUGAUGAUAUCCCCUUGAAGGCUAUUGAACUUAAAUGUAAUUUUUUUACGAUUUCCAAAAUGGCAUCCAGAGGGAUCUGUGACUUAUUGAUACUUCAUGGACCUGAUGCAAGCGAGUGGUGCCAAUAUCUUGUCAGCCUCUUUGGAACAAAUCAUCAUGUCCAACAUCUUGAUGUUGAAUCUUACAAACUCUGUGAGGAUAUCCCUAUACCAAAGAAAAGCAUGAAGACAUUUCGGACCUGUAGAUGUAUUCUCUUUCUUCUUUCUGGAGAUAUAGAGAACACUUUAGACAAUUCAGAGGUUUUGGAAAGCCUAAGGAAAGUUUUAAGGCCACCAAAUAAAGUGAUUGUCUUAUUUUGUGGGGUAAUAGACAAAGACGAUUUUGCUAUUUUUUUUCAAGACUCUUCAAAAUGGAAGACUAUGUCCUGUGAAGAUGACCCUGAAUUGUACAUUACCACUGUUAUGGACACCAUCUCAGAAGAUUCUGGAUGUGGCUCUGUCAGUGAUACAGACCCUGAAAGUGGUAAAAAUCAGUCGGCUGUGCCUAUGACUACUGGAAACCUAUUGACUGUACAGCCAGAACGGAUACGCUGUGGGGUGAAUACACAAUUAUACCUAAUUUUUAAGUGCAAACUGGACUGUCGGAUUAAAAAUGAGGUUCUUUUUGCCCCUAAGAAUGGUUUAUCUGCACGGGUACCUGCAACUUUGCAAAAUGAAUACAUGUUAUCAGUGGAUGCUCCAGAUCUCCCAUCUGGAUUGGUAUUUUUGAAAGUUUUUUCUGGAGAUCUAUUACUAUGUGAAGCCAAAAUAUCGUACUUCACCGACAUGGAAGAAAUUUGUAAUUUACUGGACAGUGCAACUAAUCCCAUUGAAUUUAUGUGUCAGGCAUUUAAAAUUAUGCCAUAUGACAGAGAUGUUCUUGACAAGACAUUGACAGAAUCACUAAAGAACAACAUUCCUGCAAGUGGCCUUCACCUCUUUGGAAUUAACCAAAUAGAAGAAGAGAACAUUAGUGCAAACCAGCGAGAUGAAGAAUUGCCAACACUUCUGCACUUCUCUGCAAAAUAUGGGUUGAAAAAAUUGACAGCUCUCCUUCUCACUUGCCCCGGAGCUUUACAGGCAUACAGCGUGGCUAAUAAAGACGGCCACUUCCCAAACAACAUUGCAGAAAAAUAUGGCUACGUGGACCUGCGGCAAUUUAUAGAUGAAUAUGUGGAAACAGCUGACAUGCUGAGAAGCCAUAUCAAAGAGGAACUAAUGUAUGGGGAGGAAGAUGAAAGUAUAUAUGAGCCGAUGGCGAACCUGUCCACUGAUAUCCUAAUGAAAUACAUGCUGCAGCCUGAUAUGGAGCUAUAUUUACCUAUGAAAGGUGCAGAGAGUCCACAUGACACUGAAACGUAUACUGAAAUGCUACAAAUUAGUAAAGAUAAUAUUAUGUCAACGGAAACCCAGUCUCCUCAAGAGACAGACUCAGCACUACGUAGAAUCCUAGAAGGAAGCAGCUUGGCCAAUUAUGGUGACGAAGAUGAUGAUCAUAGUGAAGGGAAAGGUGUAUAUGAUACAUGUCUGGGGGAAUCAGUUUACGACAUAGUUUGUGGAGGAACUCAACACUCAUCAGCAGCAACAACUCGCCCUCCUGUACCUUUUCCAAGACCUGAGCAACUACCAGAUACAGAGCCGUACAUCACACAGUUUGUUACAAAGUCAACGAGGAAAGAGAAUAUGUAUGUGGAAUCUUCCAUCCCUUCAAAAGGAGCAGGUGGCAGUCUGAGAAGAGACCGACAGCAGUCAAGUGUCUAUGACCCAUUUGUCGGCAUGAAAACCCCAGGCCAACGAGAACUAAUCACAUUACAAGAACGUGUAAAACUUGGAAUGAUCACCGUAGAUGAAGCUGUACUUGAGUUCAAAGAAUGGCAAUUGAAUCAAAAGAAAAGAUCAGAUUCAUUCAGAUACCAGCAGGAAAACUUAAAAAAAUUACGUGAUAGUAUUAACCGAAGACGUAAUGAAGAUAAAAAUUUAAGAAAAUCUACAGACUUAGAGAUCACAAAGCCCAUUCGACGUGGUCAGAAUUUAGAAAUGAAGCAUGACAUUGGAGUUUAUGAAUCAACUUUUUGCCUACUUCCUCCAAAAAAGGAAAUUAAACGAAGAAACUGGAAGACGGAUAGCACCUCGAGCACAGCAAGUAGUGCAAGUAACCGAUCCAGUACCCGGAGUACACUGAGCAUGAGCAGUGGCAUGGAAGGAGAUAAUGAGGAUAAUGAGGUUUCAGAACAUCCUCCACCAUACAAACCUAGGCAUUCCCUACCAGAAGAAACACCUCCACCAAGACCACCCAGGAUACAAACCAGAAGCACUAGAAGAUCUCAAAGAACCUCUGGCUACAGUAAUGCCCCACCAGUGCCACCUAGAGGCCGAAAUGAGAAGUAAAGAUGACAGAGAGAAGAAUAUAUCUUUUUCUAAUAACGAAUAGCAAAUGAACCACAGGAUUUUUUUACAGUUGUGUCUGAAAGGGCAAAAUAUGUCAACUCGAUGACUGACCAAUAAAAUGGACUCUGUUGGAGCUUUAUGGCCAGCUCACUCCUUUAUUGGUUCCCUUCAAAUAUGGAUUAAAUCAACCAGCCAGAAGAGAGUGAAGGACCAGUAAUCUAGUAUUCAGUAAUGGACAUCCGUACGAUAAAGACUUAAACCCCACAGGACAUUGUGAGGACAAGAUUCUACAAUUAAACCGAUGUUUCAAAGCAAAACUAACUUGACUUUUUGGGUUGAAUUCGCACAGAUAAAACCUCUGGCUGCUUCAUCUAGAUAACAUUUCCAUCCUUUUGUUAAGGACACAUUGCUUCCAUGAUUUUAUUUUGUUACAGAUAGUUUACAGAUCCAGCCAACAUGUUUCAUAUAUCAGAUUGUCUUCAUCUAUGUGUAUAUGUAAACUAAUGUUAACUGAUGUUUUCAGAUAUCAGUAAGGAGUCAUGGGGGAGGAGCCGCUCUCCCAAGGAGUCAUAGUGGCCGAUCCCCAUCCCACAGGCCUCCUAAAGUGGCAUUUGGUGCAUAUGCAGUUGAAGGUGAGCCCGGUACACCUUUCUUUACUGUGCAUGUGCCUGCCACCAUAACAGAUAAAGGCUGGUGGAGGUUUUAGGGGUAACAGGUUCCCUUUAAGCUUUUUGGGCAGCCAAUAUGGUGAGUUUCUAAGUUGCUGCAGUUCCCUGUUAAUAGGGCAUCAUCUUGUUAAAAUCCAUAUAAAAAAUCUGCUCAUCUUAAUAAAACCAUACUGCUAACAUGAA